Messenger RNA from Plasmodium gonderi, 1299 nucleotides. RefSeq lists its product as hypothetical. The record is from RefSeq and is a predicted model, not a curated record. Lineage: Eukaryota; Apicomplexa; Aconoidasida; Haemosporida; Plasmodiidae. The coding region runs from base 1 to 1299 and encodes 432 amino acids. The transcript is spliced from 2 exons.
AUGUCACCAUUGUGCAGAACUCCCCAUGACUUACUUAGGAGUGCGUUAAAACGGAGGUACCAAAGAAAGAAUAUAUUUUUGUUUUCUUUUAAACAACUUAGCCAUAAAAAUGUGGUGAAAAAAAAAAACUGCACAGAUCAGGUAAAAGCAGAUCCAUCAAAUUUUUUUAAAGUGUUACAGAAUGAACAUUUUCUCCCAGAGAAUAUGGAUAAAUUAGGUACCUUCACAUGUUUGAAGGAGAGGCAGAAUUUAAUAUAUGAAAGGGUUAUAUUUAAACCAACAAGUUAUGUAAAAUUAUGCCAGUUUGUGCAAAUGUUGGAAAAGGAAAAUUUCCUUAACGAAUUUGACAUAUAUUUUUUUGAAGAAAAUUUAGACGAAAUAAAAUUAAACAGAAACCAAAAUAGGAAGGAAAUAUUUAUUGAUGUAAAACACAUGGGUAUAGAUAAAAACAUAACGCUGGGAAGGAGCAUCCAACAAAAGAACUGUAAACCCAUCGAAUUUUUACAAAAAUAUAAUAUCCAACCACUCCUAUACUACAAUAUACAAAGAUACGAAGCAAACGAGGAUCCAUCAUCAUUUCUAAUCGAUAGAAAAAGAUUAACAAAGGGGGAAUAUAGAUACCAAUAUGUCUCAACCAUUUUGCCUUACAUAUGUUUCACGUUAAUGUUAUUCUUUCCACAUUUUUUGAUAUUUUUAUACAUACCCUAUAUCAAGAAAAAAAAUGAAAAGCAACGGCAGUUAUGUAAAAUAUUUCAAAUUAAGCAAAAUAUACAUUUAUAUAAAGAUAUAAAACCCGAAUAUUUACAAAACAUUAUUGAUAAUAAUAUGAAGACCCUUGUACUUUUCUAUAAUAACGAAAUUUUUAUGAACAUGCAUGUAAAAUCUUUAAUGAUCGAUUUAUCAAAAAUAUUGAAAAAAAAUUCUAUACCUGUUAAUGUAAUAGGAAUAGACACAUCUAAAUACAAUAUUCGUUAUAAUGUCACUAACGAUUUUGAAGAAACGCUCUUUCCAGUAUUAUAUUUUGUUCUUCCCUAUCACUAUGACAAUGAUAGUGCAGUUUUUCAAAUUAAAACUCCUCUAACUCUGGAGAACAUCUGCUUGCAGAUGAAGGACUUUGUACACGUUCCACCUCCCGUGUUCAGACAGAUACAAGACCUGAGCAAACUUAGCGGCAAGUUGCAGAAGUGCAUAUUUGAGCACGAAGUUAUGAACAAGAAAAAGGAAGAAAUCUUAUACGACUAUGGAACGGAAAUAGCUCAUUUGUCUUGCCUUCACCUGAACAGCAAGGUGUCAUUUUAA